AUGAGGAUACUGUACUUGUUUAUCGUGAUUCUUAGCGUCAAUUCAGUUAAUUUCCACUAUAAUGAAUUAACACCUAUAGAUUUUCAUAUAGAUAAGGAUCCACCUCAAGGGAUUGAUAAAAAGAACACAAUCACAUGUAACGAUGUGUACGAAACAUAUUCAACGAACGAUCCGGAACAUAAAAUAGGAAACGUAAUGUUCAAUGAUAAAAUAGUAUAUGGAGAUUCAGAUAUACUGGACUACCGAAGAGUAAUGACCAAAACGAACCGUAACGGAAAUAAACUAUUGAUCAUUUAUAGCAUAUAUAGUAACUCAGGAGAUGAAAGGAGAGAAGUGACAGAAUUCAAAAUGACAAUAGGAUCAGAAGAGUACAUAGAAAUGGUGAGAACGCCAGUGGAAUUGGACCUAAAAGAGAAAGUAAAUCAAAUAUAUAGACCAAUCGUGGAAAUAAGGUACCCAAAUAAAACGUAUUUCAGAGUGUCAAAAAACCUUAGAGACACAUGGGUAAUAGGAUUAAUAAAGUUCGGAGAUCUAGUAAUAGAUGAUUCAAUAUACACAGUAACAUAUAAAGAAGCAAUAAUAACAUUGGAACAAGGAGAAGAAUACAUAUCGAUAAUGAAAAGAACAAAAGAUGGACAUAGUAUAAGAACAAAGUACCGAAUAGUGGAAGAAAAUGGAACAGUCCAACUAAACCAAUUGGAAGAAAACAUACAAAGACUAAGCCAUAACAUAGAGUCAAACAAUAGAAUAUCAGUAAGAAUAAACAUACCGACAGUGAUGCCAAACUGCGUCAAGUACAGAUUCGCACAUAACACACAGUGCGGAAUAUAUGAAAUAGGACCAGAAGAUAGAGAAUAUUUUAAAAUAGGAGCAGUGUACGAGUACGGAAUACUGGUGUACGAAGAUUCAGACAUACUGGUGGAAAGAAAAGUAUAUAAACUGGCGAGAUUGUCAAUACCAGCAAGCAUAAUUCAAAUAAAUAGUAAGUAUAAAAAAUCAGGAAAAAUAAUAGGAGAAAUAAUAGAAUUGAUAAGAUUACCACACGAAGAUAAGUUUAAAGAAAUAGUAAGAAGACCGUUUGAAAUAAACAUAAAGAAAGGAUACAUAAAUAGCCCAGCAGUAAGAGUGACGAGAGACAGAAACAGAGAAAAAGUAAGAUAUGAAAUAAGAAACGAAGAUAGACUGAAGUACAUGAUAGGAGAAGUGAAGUACGGAAACAUAAAAAUAGAAAGCUACGUGAACACAGUAACAUAUAAGACAGUGACGACGUACGAAGACGCACACAGGAACAUAAUAGUGGAAGUACACAAGGUAAUGAAGACAGCAGAGUUCAUAAGCACUAGAUGCAUGAUGAUAUUCGAUGAACCACCGGAAACAGGGUUCUGCCAAGAACUGGAAGUAAAAGUGACAAACCUAUACCCGUGUGGAUUAAAAGAAUGA
Molecule: messenger RNA, 1440 nt
Organism: Theileria orientalis strain Shintoku
Lineage: Eukaryota; Apicomplexa; Aconoidasida; Piroplasmida; Theileriidae
Exons: 3
Coding region: 1-1440 (479 amino acids)
Source: RefSeq, a predicted model, not a curated record